This is a messenger RNA of Toxotes jaculatrix (banded archerfish), 1830 nucleotides long. RefSeq names its product histone H2A-like. Gene Ontology annotation, molecular function: structural constituent of chromatin; protein heterodimerization activity; DNA binding. Gene Ontology annotation, cellular component: nucleosome. The record is from RefSeq and is a predicted model, not a curated record. The coding region runs from base 16 to 399 and encodes 127 amino acids. The transcript has a single exon. Lineage: Eukaryota; Metazoa; Chordata; Actinopteri; Toxotidae.
AAGAAAACUCACAACAUGUCUGGACGUGGUAAAACCGGCGGCAAAGCCAGAGCUAAGGCUAAGACUCGCUCAUCCCGCGCUGGGCUCCAGUUCCCAGUCGGCCGUGUUCACAGGCUUUUGAGAAAAGGAAACUACGCCGAGCGUGUCGGUGCCGGAGCUCCCGUGUACUUGGCCGCAGUGCUCGAGUAUCUGACCGCUGAGAUCCUCGAGCUGGCUGGCAACGCUGCCCGCGACAACAAGAAGACCAGGAUCAUCCCCCGUCACCUGCAGCUGGCUGUCCGCAACGACGAAGAGCUCAACAAGCUGCUCGGCGGAGUUACCAUCGCUCAGGGAGGCGUGCUGCCAAACAUCCAGGCCGUUCUUCUGCCAAAGAAGACCGAGAAACCCGCCAAGAAGUAAAUCACAGGGUUUAACUCCCUUAACAAAUAACGGCUCUUUUAAGAGCCACACACUUUCUUUUAAAGAGUUUUCCUUUAUGUUUAAUCUCAGCAUCCAAAAAGUAGAUAUGGUAAGUUAGUAGUGUUACUGAUGAAACUGUUGUCAGGAAGUAACAGAUUACUCUCAAUGGUUCAGCUUUGUUUUUCAUGUUUAGGAGUGAAUCCAUGUUUAGUAUGCGAUUUUCACCUUUUUAAUGUUAUUAAACUAAGAGCAGUUGCACAAAUAUUUGUUGUCUUAGCUCAACUAUGUUCAGAUUAUCAAACUAAGGCAAAGUGAUAAAGCUCCAUGUGGCUUCAGAGCUGUGAGAUAACAUCUAAUAUUAGUAUUCAGCAGGUAAUUCUAAGCAGCCUACACCUCAAAUAAAUUAUGCCAACAGACAAAUGGAAGCUCAAUUUGCAAAAUAAAAAAAAGACAAGUUUUUACUGGUCCAGAAUUUCCUAAUUCCAAAACCUUUCCUAGAAAGAGCAGUAAUCUGUAAUGAGCUGCUAAGAAUAGAGAAAACAGGUUGGUCCUUGAGUGAAAAUGUAGACAUUUUUCUUUCUUAUCAUUUGAAACCCAGCAGUCUGUCACUGGAAACUUUCUUUUGUGUGUUAUUCCAGUGUUUAACGUGAAUUCAAAGCAACUGAAAGUUUUUAUGCAGUGUGGCUGUAUGUUACAGGUGUAUUGUUCCAUUCUAACAGCAUUCUGUUUGAAUACACAGAAAUAAGUGCAUAUGACAGACAUUUGAAUUUAUUAUAUUUACAGUAAAUGAUAUAUAAACAAUCAGCAGUCUAACAAACAUUAUCUUGAAGUAAAUAUGCAGCACUGUAAAGUAAAUAACAGAAGGGAAAAAAAUCAAUCACUUGCUGCACUUGAUUUAUAGUCCAAUGAAGCCAUUUAAUUUUAAUUACGUUUGGUUUUAUUAGUAAAGUGAUAACAUUGCAAAAACAAGACAAGCUUAUACAAAUGUUAAGCAGAUUUACUGAUAUUAAACACGUGCCAUGGGUUUGAUUAUAGAAGCAAAGAAACAAGCAGGGUCACAUUUUUUUUCUAGUGUUAAAGAUGAAGGACAAAAUUCACAGAUCUCACUCUGUGCAGAAAUCAUAUCUAAGAUGAAUCUAAAGCCCAUUUGAAGUUUCAGAUCACAUACAGCCACCGAAGUCGCAAGUGCCGCAGUCGGCACAAUCCAUUUCGAUGGGGCAGUCACCCAGGCAUUCCAAGAGUUCAGCACAGAGUUCAGCACAGGCUUAAGCAGGAAAAACAAACGGGAAAUUAACAGACACCAAUACUGAGAGAACACACUCAUUUAAGUUACGAAUAAAGAUAUGGGAGAGUUGAUGAGACACAUUUAUUAAUAUGUUUUUGCUGUGACCUGUGACCUUUCUCAGGUUCAGGUAAAAUCAUGACUCUCCC